Elephantulus edwardii (Cape elephant shrew) is the source of this 4320-nucleotide messenger RNA. It is a transcript of the gene MYOM3, whose product is annotated as myomesin 3. The record is from RefSeq and is a predicted model, not a curated record. The coding region runs from base 1 to 4320 and encodes 1439 amino acids. The transcript is spliced from 36 exons. Gene Ontology annotation, molecular function: protein binding. NCBI's taxonomy places the organism in Eukaryota, Metazoa, Chordata, Mammalia, Macroscelidea, Macroscelididae.
AUGACUCUGCCGCACAGCCCCGGAAGUGCCGGGGAGCCCCAGAACCCCGAGACCGUGGAGGUGCACAAGCUGGAGCACUUCCAGGAGGAGGAGCAGAAGGAGGAGCGACAGCACAGCUUGCACAUGGGCUCCUCAGUGCAGAGGCGGACCUUCCGCACCAGUGAGGAAGACUACCAGUUCAGUGCUGCUGACUACUCCCUCGCAGCAGCCCUGGCUCUGACGGCCACCUCAGAGAUGUCUUGGGAGGCCCAGCUGAGGCGUCAGUCCUCCACUGCGGAGCUCGAGGAGCGUGGGCAGAAGCGAGUGGGCUUUGACAACGAAUGGGAGAAGACGGAGAUCGCCUUCCUACGUACCCGCAGGCUGCUGCGCCAGCGACGGGACUGGAAGGCCCUGAGGCAGCGGAGAGAGGAGAAGAUCCGGGAGGCCAAGGAGCUGAGGGAGCUGUGUUCCGGCCGGGGGCCCUGGUUCUGGAUCCCUCUGCGCUCCCACGCUGUCUGGGAACACACCACAGUCCUGCUCACCUGUACUGUCAAGGCCUCCCCUCCGCCCCAGGUCACCUGGUACAAAGAUGACACAAGGCUCGAUCCCCGCCUCUUUCCUGCUGGAAAGUAUCGUAUCAAGAACAACUAUGGGCUGCUGACCCUGGAGAUUAGGAGAUGCACUGCUGAGGACUCGGCCACCUACACUGUGGUGGUGAAGAAUGCCUACGGCCAGGCCUCCUCCUUUGCCAAAGUCCUUGUCCGCACGUACCUGGGGAAGGAUGCUGGCUUCGAUUCGGAGAUCUACAAAAGAUCAUUGUUUGGCUCCCGCGUGGAGUUCACAUCGGUGCUGAAGCCUGUGUUUGCCCGUGAGAAGGAGCCCUUCUACCUGUCCUGCUUGUUUUCAGAUGAUGUGUUAGAUGCCGAGCAGAACAUCCAGUGGUUCAGAGACGGGAGACUCCUGAGGUCCUCUGAGCGCCGGCAGCUCCUCAUGGCUCACCGUCAGGCGACUGUGAAGGUGUCCUGUGCCUACAAGGAGGACGAGGGGCUCUACAUGGUCCAGGUCGCCUCGGCCUUUGGGGUCCGCGAACAGAGCACUUAUGUGUUUGUGAGAGAUGCUGCCGCUGAGAAAGCAGGUGCCCCAGGCUCCCCUCUGAAUGUCCGCUGUCUGAAUGUGAACAGAGACUGCCUCAUCCUGACCUGGGCCCCGCCCAGUGACACCCGGGGCAGCCCCAUUACUGGCUACUCCAUCGAGCAGUGCCAGGGUGAGUCUGAGGAAUGGGUGUCCUGCCACGAGGCCCCUGGGGGAACCUGCCGGUGCCCAGUCCAAGGCCUCAUCGAAGGCAAGAGCUAUCGGUUCCGGGUGAGAGCCAUCAACCGAGCAGGGAGCAGCCUCCCCUCCAAGGCUUCAGAGUCGGUUAUCAUGGGUGAAGCUGAGGAAGCCCAGAGGAAGACAGAGAUCUCCUUCGGUUUUGGGAGCAAGGUUACAAUCAGCAAAGAUGAUUUUGAAGAGUCAGUGAUCAUCCCUUCGGCCCCAACCAAUGUCCAUGCCAGUGAGAUCCGAGAGGCCUAUGUGGUCCUGAGCUGGGAGGAGCCUAGCCCCCGAGGCAAGGCCACAUUGACGUACUCCUUGGAGAAGUCUGUCAUUGGUAGUGGCACCUGGGAGGCCAUCAGCACAGAGACUCCCGUGAAAUCCCCACAGUUCGCCCUUUUGAAUCUGGAGAAAGGGAAGUCAUAUGUCUUCAGAGUAAGAGCAAUGAACCAGUAUGGCAUGAGCGACCCCUCAGAGCCCAGUGAGCCCAUCACCUUGGGGAAGAAAGCAGCUACCCUGCCUCCUCCCGCUCAAGUGCAAGCUUUACGAGACACACAGACCUCCAUCUCCCUUACCUGGAGCCCUGUGAACGGAGGCCCAGAACUCCUGGGUUACUACAUCUACUGCCGAGAGGUGGGGUCUUCUGAGUGGCAAACAGUCAACAACAAACCCAUCCAGGAUCACAAGUUCUCGGUUCCUGGCCUAAAGACAGGGAAGGAAUAUGAGUUUUGUGUCAGUUCCGUCAGCCAGGCUGGGGUGGGCAAGAGAUCCGCAGCCACUGAGUCCAUCAGGGUCAAACAGGCUCUGGCUAUCCCAUCUGCCCCAUACGAUUUUAUCCUCCUGAACUGUGGAAAGAAUGACAUGGUCAUUGGAUGGAAGCCUCCCAAGCACCGAGGAGGUGGUAAGAUUCUGGGCUACUUCCUGGACCAGCACGACCCAGAGGAGCCAGACUGGCAUCCAGUCAACCAGCAGCCCGUCCCAGCCCAGGUCUGCAAGAUCAGCAACCUCCAAGAAGGUCACUUCUAUGAAUUCCGUGCCCGGGCAACAAACUGGGCAGGUGUUGGUGAACUGUCAGCACCCAGCAGUCUGUUUGAGUGCAAAGAGUGGACGAUGCCCCAGCCAGGUCCCCCAUACAACGUACGAGUAUCUGAGGUGCGAGCCACCUCUCUGAUGCUGCAGUGGGAACCCCCACUAUACACGGGAGCCGGGCCUGUCACAGGCUUCCACAUCAGCUACCAGGAAGAAGGCACUGAGCAGUGGAAGCCAGUCACCCCGAACCCCAUUUCUGACACCCACCUGAGGGUUUCUGACUUGGAGUCAGGGAAGAGCUAUGUGUUCCAGGUCCAGGCUGUGAACUCAGCUGGCCUGGGGCAGCCAUCAAUGCCCACCGACCCCGUGCUCCUGGAGGACAAGCCAGAUGCCCAGAAGAUCUCUGUUGGUGUGGAUGACGAAGGCUUUAUCUACUUGGCUUUUGAAGCGCCCGAGGCCCCUGACUUUUCUGAGUUUCAGUGGUCCAAGGACUACAAGGGCCCCCCAGAUCCCCAGAGAGUCAAGAUUGAGGACUCAGUUGACAAGUCCAAGGUCAUCCUGAAAGAACCUGAUAUCCAGGACCUGGGGACCUACUCGGUGGUGGUCACAGAUGCUGAUGAAGACAUCUCAGCGAGCCACAUACUGACUGAGGAAGAGCUGGACAAACUGAAGAAGCUGAGUCAUGAGAUCAGAAACCCAGUGAUCAAGCUGAUCUCCGGCUGGAACGUGGAGGUGCUUGAGCAGGGAGAGGUGCGGCUUUGGCUGCAAGUGGAGAAGUUAUCUCCUGCCGCAGAGUUGCAUCUCAUCUUCAACGAGAAGGAGAUCUUCAGCUCACCGAAUCGCAAAAUCACUUUUGACCGAGAGAAGGGCCUGGUCGAGGUGAUCAUCCAGGUUCUGUCUGAAGAGGACAAAGGAUCCUACACUGCUCAGCUCCAAGAUGGAAAAGCCAAAAACCAGAUCACUCUGGCCCUGGUGGAUGACGAUUUUGACAAACUUCUGAGGAAGGCAGAUGCUAAGAGAAGAGACUGGAAGAGAAAACAGGGUCCAUAUUUUGAGGAGUUUUUGCAAUGGAAAGUCACCGAGGACUGCCAAGUGCUGCUGACGUGCAAGGUGACCAACACCAAGAAGGAGACUUGCUUCCAGUGGUUCUUCCAGAAGAGCGCGCUGCCAGCCGGUCAAUAUGACGAGCAAACAGGGGCAGGGCUGCUCCUCAUCAAAGAGAUGUCCAAAGAGAACAAAGGCCUUUACAGAGCAGUGGUUUCUGACAGUCGAGGGGAAGAUGACACCAUUCUGGAACUCUCAGGUGAAGCUCUGGAUGCUGUCUUCACUGAGCUGGGCAGGAUUAGUGCCCUCUCUGCAGCACCCUUGAAAAUCCAGGGAACUGAAGAGGGAAUCCGGAUCUUCAGCAAGGUCAAGUACUACAAUGUGGACUAUAUGAAAACUACCUGGUUCCACAAAGAGAAACGUCUGGAAAGUGGUGACAGGAUGAGGACUGGCACCACCUUGGAUGAGAUCUGGCUCCACAUCCUAGACCCUAAAGACUCAGACAAGGGCAAAUACUCCCUGGAAAUAGCUGCUGGCAAGGAAGUCCGGCAGCUCUCAGUUGACCUCUCAGGACAAGCUUUUGAUGACGCACUGGCUGAGCACCAGCGCCUGAAAGCCGCAGCCAUCAUAGAGAAGAAUCGUGCCAAAGUGGUGAGGGGCCUGCCAGACGUGGCCACGAUUAUGGAGGACAAGACUCUGUGCCUAACCUGCGUCAUCUCAGGUGACCCGGCCCCUGAAAUCCUCUGGCUAAAGAAUGACCAACCUGUCACCUUCCUUGACCGCUACCACAUGGAGGUGAGAGGGACAGAGGUCACCAUUACCAUCGACAAGGUCAAAAGUGAGGACAGUGGACGCUAUGGUGUCUUUGUCAAGAACAAGUAUGGCUCCGAGACAGGCCAGGUCACCAUCAGCGUGUUCAAGCAUGGAGAGGAGCCCACCGAGCUGAAGAAGAUGUGA